Molecule: messenger RNA, 2286 nt
Organism: Pleurotus ostreatus (oyster mushroom)
Lineage: Eukaryota; Fungi; Basidiomycota; Agaricomycetes; Agaricales; Pleurotaceae
Exons: 10
Coding region: 1-2286 (761 amino acids)
Biological process (GO): carnitine metabolic process
Cellular component (GO): mitochondrion
Molecular function (GO): carnitine O-acetyltransferase activity
Source: RefSeq, a predicted model, not a curated record
AUGGCAUCCUUUCCUGUCACCCACUUCCCCCCGCCCGCGCCCAGUUUACCCACUUCAGCAACCUUUGCAGGCCAAUCCAAGCUCGCAAAGCUCCCCAUCCCACCGCUCGAGGAUACAUGCAACCGCUACCUCCGCGCGCUCUCUGCUCUGCAAGAUCCGCACGAACACGCUCAGACCGCCGAAGCUGUUGAAGAUUUCCUGAAGAACGACGGCCCGAAGAUCCAGGCGAAACUCAUCGAGUGGGCGAAGGAUAAACCGAGCUAUAUCGAGGACUUUUGGUACGAGAGUUAUUUGAGCCAUUCUGACCCGGUGGUGUUGGCUUUGAAUCCGUUCUUCGUCCUCGAAAAUGAUCCAAACCCCGGCGCACAACUCCCCCGUGCCUCUACACUUAUCGUCUCGUCGCUGGGCUUCAUCCAUGAUCUCCGCGCCGGAAUCCUCGAGCCGGAUUCGCUGCGCGGCAAACCGCUCGAUAUGGAUCAAUACACGCGAUUGUUCGGGACGGCGAGAAUCCCUACGCAGAGAGGAUGCAAGAUGAAGACCAGCAUCGAUUCUAGGCACGUAGUUGUCCUCAGACGCGGGCAAUUUUAUUGGUUUGACUGUUUGGACGAGGAUAACCGCCCGCUGUUGACUGAACGCGAGGUGUUACGCAACUUGCAGGCUAUUGUGGGUGAUGCAGACAAGACUGACCGUAUGGAAGUCGCGCGAAACGCCGUCGGCGUCCUCUCCACCGAGAACCGAAAGAUCUGGUCCCAUCUCCGCUCCACGCUCGCGCAAGAUAAGAGCAACGAAUCUUGCUUGGAAAUCAUCGAUAAUGCGUUGUUUGUCGUGUGUUUGGAUGAUGAUCCGACCAUUGGCGAUCACAAAUCCCUCGCCGACCUGUGCUCGAACUUCCUCUGCGGGACUUACAACCUCUACAAAGGCGUGCAAAUCGGCACCUGCACGAACCGGUGGUAUGAUAAGCUGCAAAUCAUCGUCUGCGCGGACGGUUCCGCCGGGAUCAAUUUCGAACAUACAGGUGUUGAUGGCCAUACAGUGCUGAGGUUUGCUGCGGAUGUGUAUACCGAGGGGCUGAUGUUGCUAGCGAGGUCAAUCAACCCGAGCGCGCCGACGCUCUUCCAUGCCCCCCUCUCUCCUUACUCCAAAUCGUACAAGCCGCCCAAAAAUACACCGAAGUCGAUAAACGGAAACACGAAUGGCCACAAACCCAACACCUCUAUCAACGGCACGCCCUUGCACGAGAAGAUCGACACGACGCCGAAGAAGCUCGAGUGGAAGCUGACGCCCGAAGUCAGGGUGGGGAUAAGGUUUGCGGAAACGAGGUUGAGCGAUUUGAUAUGCCAAAAUGAUUGUCAGGCGUUGGAGUUUAAGGGAUAUGGGAAGAACUUUAUUACGAGCCAUGGGUUCAGCCCGGACGCCUUUGUGCAGAUGGCGUUCCAGGCUGCGUGGUUUGGGCUUUACGGGAGAACAGAGUGUACAUACGAACCGGCGAUGACGAAGGCCUUUUUACACGGCCGGACCGAAGCGAUUAGGACGGUGCAGCCCGAAAGCGUCGAAUAUACCAAGGUGUUCUACUCCGAAGCGACGGCUAUGCAGAAGGUCAAGGCUUUGCGGAAGGCAUGUGAGCGCCACGUUAAUUUGACAAGGGAGUGCAGCCAAGGAUUAGGUCAGGACAGGCAUCUAUACGCUCUGUACUGCCUGUUCCAGCGUCUGGUAUCUGGGGAACUUAACCCUGGGCCCGAUGACCCAGCACCCUACGCCGCAGCUCCUCAAGCCCUCCCGCGCAUCUUCACCGACCCGGGCUGGGAGCUCCUCUCCACUUCCAUCAUCUCCACCUCGAACUGCGGCAACCCGGCGCUCCGGCUCUUCGGCUUCGGACCCGUCGCCGCAGACGGGUACGGGCUGGGGUACAUCAUCAAGGAGGACGGAAUCAGCGUGUGUGCGAGCAGCAAGCAUCUGCAGACGAGAAGGUUUUUAGAUGUGCUAGAGGGGUAUUUGAAUGAGGUGAAGGCUGUUAUGGUGGGGGUGUAUCGGGCUGCGAAUCAGAGGCCCGAGCCGUGGGUCGACCAUGCUGGUGUGCUGAGGGAUAGUAAGACCGGGAGGAGGAUCGGGAGCGUUAAUGUCAAUGGCGGAGGGUAUAAGAGUGAUAGUGGGAGUGAGGAGGAGGAAGUUGCGAUACGAAAAGCUGGAUAUUCGUUCUUUGAUAGCGGAGAUGUUGAGUUACUCGGAAGGAGGAAACGGACGCCGUAUGAGAACAUCGGCAAAGUCAUCCCCCUCGCCGAGUACUAG